This is a messenger RNA of Aspergillus steynii IBT 23096, 1001 nucleotides long. RefSeq lists its product as uncharacterized. The record is from RefSeq and is a predicted model, not a curated record. Lineage: Eukaryota; Fungi; Ascomycota; Eurotiomycetes; Eurotiales; Aspergillaceae. Bases 71 to 613 code for a protein of 180 amino acids. The transcript has 2 exons.
GGCCAGUUCACGGAAGCUCGUUGGUUUUCGACUCAGGUGUUCAUGCGAGACGAGUUCGUCGACUGAUGCGAUGCCAACAAGUGACAUGUUCGGUCGCUUAUUUCGCCCAAAGCCUCGGAUGCCCUUAAUAAAUGACCAGCAGCAAUGCAUGCUCGUCAGCCGCCUGCCGCGCGAGCUCCGGGACAUGAUAUGGGAAGAGGUACUCGGGGGAAUGACGAUCCAUCUUGUGCGCACUAGGACGAAGAUCAAAGCGAUUCUGUGUGAAUUAAACCACGAUCAGCAGCGUCCGAUUUGCAAACAUCCAUGCUGGGGGCAGAGCGAGGAGGAGGUGAAGAUCAAGCCGAUCUGCUACCAGUCGAAAGUCGGGGGGUUGUAUACAGGUCCGCUUCAGGAAUUUCCCGUGACUUGCCCUAAUUUGCUCCCGCUGGUUUGUACGUGUCGAAGAAUAUACGCGGAGACCAUCUCCAUCCUCUACACGCACAACACCUUCCAAAUCAACCAUCUCUCCACGCUGAUUCAACUCUCCUCGACACCGGUUCUCUCCCGAAUCCGUAGACUGAGCUUGUAUCAUUAUUUCCCCGUUGAUUUCGAUCCAACACGUACGCCUAAGUGAAUGAAACUGUGCGGGCCCAUCGCACCGUAUGACCUGGGGACAUGGCAUGAGGGCUGUCGCGCACUGGCCAGGAUGGUCGGACUAGAGGAGCUGAGCAUCCACAUUGGGGGCUACUCGCUGUGUGCAUGGGAGAUGUUUUCGACGGUUGCGGAGCCGUUGAGGAAUAUCCAAGUCUCCAGACUCUUUGAGGUGCUUUUGCCGUGGGACGACGAAGUGCAGGGAUAUGUAAUUCAUGGGAUGCCGUUCAAGCUGCGGGGCGCGAGCGAUCAGGAUUGUUGUUGAUGGCUAUAUCUUUCGGACCCUAUGAGAUUUCGGUGUUUCGCUCGUGUAGCAGGGGUAGCGCUAGCUAGCUAAGCAUUCGUUUCAAUGAUGAUCAUCCACAUUAGCU